GCGGGUGCGUCGGUCAUGUUUCCCUUCGGGCCCGGUAGUCCCGGAGAGGAUGGGACGGCCGGAGCCGGGGCCGAGGAGCCGGCACCCCGCGCGGGGCAGGCGGCAGCCGGCGGGCCGCUCCCUUCCCCGCCCGCUCCGCCGCAGCCCGGGGCUGACGCAGCCCCUCCCCCGUCGCCCUCCCGGAGCCCUCGCCGCCCCGGCGCCCCCUCGCUGCCCCUGGCCGCGCGCGUCGGGGAGCUUGGGCCGCCCGGAGCCCUGGACUCCUCAGCCGCUUCCGCCCAGGGAGAGCCGUCACCGCCCUCCCCGCCGCGUCGGCGACCCGGGCCAGACUGCAGGGCCGGGAGCCGGGGCCGCCACGGCCUCGGCGUCGGCCUGGGCGGCCCCGGCGCCCGGCUGUUCGGGUGGCUGAGAGAGCGCAGCCUGGGCCGCGGGCUGUUCGUGGACCCGGCGCGGGACAAUUUCCGCACCAUGACUAACCUCUAUGGUUCCAUCCAUCCCGCGGACUCGGUGUACCUCAGCACCCGCACCCACGGCGCCGUCUUCAACCUCGAGUACUCGCCCGACGGGUCAGUGCUGACUGUUGCUUGUGAACAGACUGAAGUUCUGCUUUUUGACCCUAUAUCUUCAAAGCACAUAAAAACACUUUCUGAAGCUCAUGAAGACUGUGUAAAUAAUAUCAGAUUUCUUGAUAACCGGCUGUUUGCUACCUGCUCUGAUGACACUACAAUAGCACUAUGGGAUCUGAGAAAACUCAACACCAAAGUAUGCACUUUACACGGUCACACUAGCUGGGUGAAGAACAUCGAAUAUGAUACUAAUACAAGACUCUUAGUAACAUCAGGAUUUGAUGGAAAUGUCAUUAUUUGGGACACCAACAGGUGUACAGAAGAUGGGUGUCCACAUAAGAAGUUCUUUCACACACGUUUUCUUAUGCGAAUGAGAUUAACACCAGAUUGUUCCAAAAUGUUAAUCUCAACGUCCUCUGGAUAUCUCUUGAUUUUGCAUGAUCUUGACUUAACCAAGUCCUUAGAAGUAGGCAGCUAUCCUAUUUUGAGAGCAAGAAGAACUACAUCAAAUUCAGAUCUGACCACUUCAUCAAGUUCAUCUGGUCCUCGGGUUUCUGGUUCACCUUGUCAUCAUAGUGAUUCUAAUUCAUCUUCUGAGAAACACAUGUCACGAGCUACACAAAGAGAAGGAGUAUCACCACGAAAUAGUCUUGAAGUCUUAACCCCUGAAGUUCCUGGUGAGAGAGACCGUGGAAACUGCAUCACGUCCUUACAGCUGCACCCAAAAGGCUGGGCCACUCUGCUUCGGUGCUCAAGCAACACUGAUGAUCAGGAGUGGACUUGUGUCUAUGAAUUCCAAGAAGGAGCUCCCGUGCGACCUGUCUCACCUCGUUGUUCUCUACGAUUAACUCAUUACAUUGAAGAAGCCAAUGUAGGCAGGGGUUAUAUCAAAGAACUCUGCUUCAGCCCUGAUGGGCGAAUGAUCUCUUCCCCACACGGCUACGGGAUUCGCUUGUUGGGAUUUGACAAACAGUGCAGUGAACUAAUAGACUGUUUGCCCAAAGAAGCCAGUCCCCUGCGGGUGAUCCGUUCUCUGUACUCUCACAAUGAUGUGGUACUGACAACAAAAUUCUCUCCAACACAUUGUCAGAUUGCCUCAGGGUGCCUUAGUGGACGGGUUUCUUUGUAUCAGCCAAAGUUUUAGGCACAACUUACAUCAAAUAAGGAACUUUUCUGGUGUUUGACUUAUAAAUUACUUCAAUUUAGGUGAAGUAUUUUCUUUUUAGAAGAUCUUAAAAGUUUGGGUCAAGAUCCCAGUUCUUAUGGGUCCACGAACACACCUGUGACCUGAGGACUUGGCCGUCCGGCAUCGUAGGGGCCUCACCAAGUUAGACUCUACGCAGCAGCAGCUUUUGCCGCAUUCCUCUGCUCCUGCUCAUCUGUGCCACCUGAACUUCGGUUCUUCUGGUUAUUUUGCAUGGUAGCUCUUGUCAAGUUUCUUUAUAUCUUGUUUUUUGAUUACGGUGUGAAUUUUGUGAACAUCUGGCAGGAGUUGUGGCUGGGUUAGGAGAAACCCAUGACACUAGCAUUGAAUAAAACCCGGAAGUUUGAUGUCAGCAUACUGGUCAUUGAAAAAGAAAUUUCAUCUUCACUUAUCAGCAUACUUGGCCUUUUAAAGUUGCUGUUAUGUUUCUCUAUAAUGAGCACAGAUAAUGGCAUUAUUCUCAUAACUGUUAGAUCUUACAACAAAAAUGUCUUCUAAGUUUCCUGUUAAAAUUAUACAUAUUUUUUUUUUCACCGUGAGGGGAAUUCUGUUGUAAAACUCUAGAAAAACUACCGCCUCUCUUUGUAAUUUACUUGUAUGAAUUUAAAAAUCUCUAGCAUGUGUCCUUAUGUGGUAUUUUGUUCCUUUUAACAGCAUUUAGAAAGGAAAAGAGGAGAAGGAAUGGGCUUUGGUCAUUUCUCUUAUAUAGAAGAGAAGUCAUUAAGUUAGUGUACUGUCUGGUCACAGAGUGAUAAGAACAAUGUGGCUUAGAGUUUGUUUUCUCUGCCAGACUGUUUGACUCACACAGGGUCACAUGUUAUGAUACUAGGGUGGAGAGGGCAGUGAGAGUAAAGAGGUUGUGUUUUCCUCAUCUUUACUCCUUGAGCCAGGUGGCACAGGCUCAACCCCCUUAGCAUUAGGGAGGGGAGAACUGCAGCCCUCUUCAAGCCGUGACCUAACUACAGUAGUCAGCCACUUGGUUGUCAAGACAAAGAGCUGACGUGAAGACCUGUUGUAUUUUGUUAUGGAACACAGCAAGUAAAAAACAUGAAGCAAGGGUCAAUCACAGGGCUGUCUGCUCUGUUGAAGCAAGCAGCUUUCUUCUAGUCUCCACUUGGAAUGGUAUUAUAUUUAGGAGGGAUCCACCAGAGGCUGGAGUAAUUUUAAGCCGCAAGCUAGCUCUUUCCUUCUCAGAUCAUGUUCACUUAGGCCAGUGGUUCUCAAACAUGAGGGUGCAUUACAAUCAUUGACAAACUUGUGAAAAACACAGAAACAUGGCUCUCACCUUAGGAGGUUCUGAUUCAGCCAGGGAGAGGACAGGAUCUGUAUUUUUAAUAGGAACCUCAAGUAAUCUUUAUUCAGGUGGUCCCUGGAUCAGAGUUCGAAAAACACUACCUUAAACAUCAGUAAGUACUUCUGUACCUAUCAGGUGCUUAACUCCCAGAAGGCAUUUUGAUUAUUUAAAAAAGUAGUAAAUGAAAUCCACUUUAGAGGUAGAAAAUGUAAUCAAUCUCAUUAUUUAAUGAAUGAGAAAAGUUAAGUGACUUGCCUAAAGUUAUCUUACAAAAUUAAUGGCAGAGCCAGAACUUGUCUCCUAAUUCCUUGCUCAGGGCAAUUUCUACUGUAUUAUGCUGGCUGUUAAAACAAUGAUUUAUGAACACUUUAUCUUGUUUUUAAGUUGUAUUAUUGGGACUAUCCUUAAACUGGCCAAUAGAUUGAAAAAGGCAUGGGAGUAGAUGCUGAGAAUUCCAGCCCUAAGAAAAGAAUCUUAAAUCUUAUAGAAAUGUUGAGCAUUUAAGUGAGCUAAGCAACCCAAACACAUAAAUAAAAAUGACAUUUUGUUGUAGACCCUACCAGACAGCCAUUCAUUCACACACAUGUGUAGAGGCUAUGUCUUGCUUGGAACAAUCCUUGGCGCUAGGACAAAUUUUAAAAAUUAGAUCAUUUUUACCAAUGUUGUUAAAAAAUUGGAUUUUUUUUUAGCCAUUAAGAAAAUCACCACAAAGUAUAAUGAAAACACAAGUUUGCCAUAAACUUUUCAAAAAACCCCACAUAUUUAAAGGAAAGUAAUGUUUUGGAGGCUAACACACCCAAUGUUAACAUUAAAAAUAAGCUACUAAGUACAAUAAUUAUAUUGGUAAAAAUAGUUCCACAUAUUGCAUCCCUUUUGGAGAGUUGCAUGUCCACAUGUCACCCAACUCUGAAUUUCAGUCCAUGAUUCUUCGACCAUUAUAGAGUUUCUAUGGUGUCAUAUAAUCUACACACUUGAUUGCUAACCUUCACUCAAAAUACCUUGCAAGGUGUAGGUGACAUGAGCACCAACUUUGGAGGAAAUGGAGGAUGCAAAAGGUUAAGUGAUUUGCUGAAAGUCUCAGAGCUGGCACUGGAGGAGGGCAAUAUGGAUUCAAACCCAGCUGUUUUAGUCUAAAGCCUGUGCUUAGAACUCAACCACUUUGCCCUUUUUUUUUUUUUUUUUUUACAAAGGAUGGGAAGCUGGCAUGUGCUGGCUUACCUUCCACACCAUCCAACGGAACCGGUGAGAAGACUGAAAAUGUCCAUGAAAAUGAGCACCAUAAACCACAGGGCACACAGACUAUUCAUUCCUAACUGAAAGACUUCAAGCAGGAGAAGUAGCUGUAAAAUAAAGAAAAAUGUGGGAUAAAUAGUCUUGUAUAAAAAUAGAGCCAAACAGAUGAGAAUUAAAAAUAAGCCAGCAAACUCAACAAAACCAAUUUUGUCCUCUUUGAGGUACAGUCAUGAUCAAAAAAUUCAUGAGGGGGAUAUUAAUCCAGGAAUUACAGGGCAUCAAGAAUGCUAGACUCUUGAAGGAAACUGCAUCUCAAUUUCAAGGUCUCAUUUCACUUAACAGCAUAAAAUCUGUUUUUUUUUUUACUAUAAAUUUUGUUAAUCAUUUUUAUUCAUGAUAAUUGGUGAAUGUAUUAUAAAUGAUAAUGUGGUAUAAUUGUUGGUAAAUGUAGUAUAAAUUAUACUUGUUUGAAAAAGCUUUCUACAGGGGUGCCUGGCUGGCUCAGUCAGUAGAGGAUACAACUCUUGAUCUUGGGGUCAUGAGUUCAUGCCUCACCUUGAGGGGUAGGUUGUACUUAAAAAGAAUCUUGAAAAAACUUUCUAAAGAAAUGUUAUAUUAAGUUUAGGAACAUAAAAUAUAUUUAGUAGUUCCUUAUCUUUAAUUGUGAAAAUGAAGUGGCUAAAGUAGACAAGACCUCUAUCUUUUGAAAAUGUAUGUGAUCCUUUUUUCUCAGAAGCCCAGAGAACAUGUAUAUUUUGUUAUUUCUCCUUGUUAUAUCUAAGAUGAGGCUAUACCAAAAAUUUUAGGGAAACAAGCAAGGAUAAGGUUCCCCUCUCCUUUCUAGAACCACAAUCACAUAUCAUGGUUAAAGUUUUGUUUUCCAGAAAGUGCAAUAUAGGAAAACCACUCUGAGAAUCUUUUAGAAGCCUAAUGUUUCCCAUAUAAGUCAAUAUAUGGUACUGGCAUCCAUAAGUAUCUGUUAAAGCUUGUGUUUAGCAGGAAAAAUAGUCUGAUAACACUGAUGACAAUCAUCCCCAUUUAAUGACCAGUGGCCACGAAGAGCUAUGAAAAUUCAUGCAGUAAUACCCUGUGUUGGUCAUGAAAGAAAGCAUAUAUGUGAAUUUUUAGAUAACUAAUACAUAUCUCUUAAGUGCCAAAAUUUUAAACUUGUAAUUUUUGAUGCAAGUGUUUCAGAUAUGUUAGUAUACCUCCCUGCCUUCUUAAACAGCAUGCUCGGUAUAAUUCACUUUUUCAUGAUGAAAAGUAAGUUAUAUUCAUGUGUUACUACAAAUACCCAAUGAGCUCUGAUGUAUGUAAAAUACUUCAUAAAAUGUAAAGGGCUAUAUAACAAACAUGAGUUAAUAUCAAUUAUUGUAAAAUAAUUCCCCCAGCCCUGAGGUCUAUAUGAUCAUUUGCCUCAGGUUGCUGGGAUUUGGGAGUUUUUUAUUUAAAAAUUUUUCUAUCUGCUAGGUAGUUUGUUCUGUCUCCUACCACAGUAUCCACCUGCCUGCCUCUAACAGGCUCUUUGUCAUAUGUGCUGUGUUCAUCUGUUACAAGCUGGGACAAGCAAUAACCAAGCCCGCUCGGUGUCUAAAGAGCUACACGAGCCCCAUGUGCACAGUCUUUGAGACCGCUCUUUUGGUUGCUCACCAGCUUUCUGACCGGUUCACAAUAACCUUCUGGAUAAUAGAAGUACCCAGGUAAGGCCUAGGCUAGUGAUUUUUUCAGUUGCCACCAAGUAAAAUACUACAGACUAAGGAUGCUGCUACAUUAAGGAAUAAACAGCAACGCACCAAAGUAUAGCCAAGUAACAACAAAGGCUCUGUAUUUGCACGUGGAUCGUUCAUGCUUUAAAAAAAUAAGGAGAAUCAGUGGAGGGAAGGGGAACAAUGAAAAUUAAAUCCAGAUAGACUUGAGUAUUUUUGAUGCCAUUAAACUUGGUCAAUAGCCAUUAAAAUACAUGUUUAAAUUAUCACACAUUGUUACAGAGAGUUUUAGUUUGUACCAAAAUUUAUACCCUAAAGAUUCCUCAGAAUUUCUCCCAUUCAAAUGACAAUAGAAAUUAUCAAAAGGAAAGUCUCAAAUUUACCUGUAUGCUGCUGCUUUAGUUGUAAAUGAAUGGAAAUAUAGGUUUUAUCAAAAGCUCCAAGGAACACAUCUCACAUAUGCACACCUCGUGUAUGUAUGUGUAUAUGAAUGUCACUAUAAAUGAAAAUGUCACCCAGAGACAAUAAAAUCAUUUUAAAAUUUAAA
Molecule: messenger RNA, 6550 nt
Organism: Canis lupus familiaris (dog)
Lineage: Eukaryota; Metazoa; Chordata; Mammalia; Carnivora; Canidae
Gene: DCAF10
Product: DDB1 and CUL4 associated factor 10
Exons: 7
Coding region: 16-1710 (564 amino acids)
Cellular component (GO): Cul4-RING E3 ubiquitin ligase complex
Molecular function (GO): protein binding
Source: RefSeq, a predicted model, not a curated record